Molecule: messenger RNA, 2545 nt
Organism: Camelina sativa (false flax)
Lineage: Eukaryota; Viridiplantae; Streptophyta; Magnoliopsida; Brassicales; Brassicaceae
Source: RefSeq, a predicted model, not a curated record
UGCAGAUAUCAUUAAAUGUGGCAUUUUUUCAAAACCUUUGCUUUUUCCACUUUUUUGCUCCUUCCUUCCUUCCUCCAUAGCUCUGACAAAAGCUCUCUGCAGAUAAAAAAAAAACUUCAGAUAUUUUCUGGGUUUAUGUAUUCACAGUUUAUAUCUCCAUUCAUACUCACUGAUUCAGGUUUUUUUUUUUUUUCGUUGCUGAUUUUUUUUUUUUAAGAUUCGGCGAGAGUGGAGAAGAUCAUCGAAGAGAAAACAAAAAUCAUGAGCGGAACGAUGUUUGUGAAACGGAAUCCGAUUAGAGAAGCCACCGCCGGAAAAAACUCUUCGCCGUCGUCACCGACUUCGAAUGGUAAAAACCAGUUCUGCUUAAAAGCUAUCGUUUCUCCAUUUUUGUCCCCGGAAAAUCUCAAAUCGAUUAGAGUCGUCAUGGUGAGCAAAAUCACGGCGAGCGACGUGUCUCUCCGAUACCCAAGCAUGUACUCACUCCGAUCGCAUUUCGAUUUCAGUAGGAUGAACCGGAAUAAACCGUUGAAGAAGAGGAGCGGCGGCGGUGGUGGUGGUGGUAAAGGUCUUAUUCCUGUGUUCGACGAGAGCCAUGUGAUGGCUUCGGAGCUAGCUGGAGAUUUGCUUUACAGAAGAAUCGCUCCUCAUGAAGUUUCUCUGAAUAGAAAUUCUUGGAGUUUCUGGGUUUCUUCUUCUCGCAGGAACAAUACUAGGCUCUGCCGCGCUGUUUCACCGGAGGGAAAGUGUUCGUCUGAGCUUAAAUCGGGAGGGAUGAUUAAGUGGGGGAGGAGAUUGCGUGUUCAGUACAAGAGUCGUCAUAUUGAUUCUAAGAAGAAUACGGAAGGUGAGGAGAGUUCUAGAGUGAAGGAGGUAGGGGUUCGCAAAGAAGAGACUGAGGAAGAAGAUGAUGAUGAUGGGAAUGAAACUGAAGAGGCUGAACAGAUUGAAAAGGAGGUAACUGAUGGGAAUCGUAAGAGAAAGCUUAUUGAGUCAAGCACUGAUCAGAGACUUGCUCAGAGGGCUAAUGUUUAUGAUCAGAAUAAGGACAAUCAAAUUGUGGUCUAUAAGAGGAGAGCAGAGAAGAAGUUCAUUGACAGAUGGUCUCUUGAUAGGUACAAACUAGCUGAGAGGAACAUGUUAAAAGUGAUGAAGGAGAAGAAUGCAGUGUUUGGCAACUCCAUACUCAGGCCAGAGUUGAGGUCAGAAGCAAGGAAGCUGAUCGGUGACACGGGUCUUUUAGAUCAUAUGCUUAAACACAUGGCAGGUAAGGUGGCUCCUGGUGGCCAAGAUAGGUUUAUGAGAAAGCACAAUGCAGAUGGAGCAAUGGAGUAUUGGUUGGAGAGUUCUGAUUUGAAUCACAUAAGGAAAGAAGCAGGAGUUCAAGAUCCUUACUGGACGCCUCCACCUGGUUGGAAACUUGGUGAUAACCCUACUCAAGAUCCUGUCUGCGCCGGAGAAAUCCGUGAGAUCAGAGAAGAAUUAGGUAGCCUGAAAAGGGAACUGGAGAAACUGGCGUCAAAGAAGGAAGAGGAUGAGCUUGUUAUCGUGACUACACCUAAUUCUUGUGUUACUAGUCAGAACGUGGACCACGAUAAUCUGAUGACUCCAGCAAAGGAAAUCUAUGCUGAUCUGCUGAAAAAAAAAUACAAAAUUGAGGACCAGCUAAUGAUAAUUGGAGAAACCUUGCGUGAAAUGGAGGAAGGCAUGGGAUGGCUUAAGAAAACAGUGGACGAGAACUGUCCUAGAAAUCCAGACUCAUCAGAGACACCUUUGCUACUAGAGAAUUCGCCAACAUUGGAGGCAGUACUAGAAGGAGAAGUGAAGGAGUUGAACAAGGGAAACCAAACCACACAGUCACCUAGAAACAGAGAAAAAGGCAAGAAGCAUGAUCAACAAGAACGAUCACCACUCUCACUUAUAAGCAACACUGGUUUCAGAAUGUGUAGGCCUGUGGGAAUCAUCGCAUGGCCCAAUUUGCCUGCUCUUACUUCUGCUACUGAUACUGUGUCGUCAAACAGUAAUGAUGCGCUUGCUUCUUCGACAAGUCACCAACCAACUUACCCAUCUCUUUGUCCAGUCAAGCCACUUGCAGCUAAGCGUCCUCUAGGCUGGCCUUUUCCCUUCACCGUCACUCCCGAAGAAGCUCCCACAAAGCUCUUCGACAUUUGAAAACUGAUGCAUCAGAUCUUACUUACUUCUCAUGCAAGUAAGAUGAUGUGAAUUGGUAUGGUCUCUUUCCACGAAAGAUUCAAUAACUUACAAAGGAAGCAGGUAUUUACAAAGAUCACUUAUUAAAUAAGAAACUACUAUUCUUAUGGGAAUAAUUUGGCAAAAUUUUGAAAUUCUUCCUCUUUAAUUUAGGGGUUUGAUGUCUCUGAUUACUAUUGAGUAUAGAUAGAGAGAGAUGAUUUGAAUAGAGAGGCUUAUCAUAGGAAUAUAUUAUUUUCAAGACUGUCUGGGAUCAUAUUCUGUAUUACAGAACGGUUUCUAAUAUAUGAUACAGUUAUAUAUUAUACUUAAUUGUUCAAUAUGUGGAGCUUUU